GAAAUCUGGUAAACAACACCACGUUGCAAAGUAGGACAUUCUUUAGCGUAUUUCUCAGGUAUUUCAGUCUUAUUUGAAAAUGGCAUCUACUGAGGAGAAGGACCUUAAGGCUGGGCAUCUCCCUGCAGAGAAAGCUGGUGGUAUGAGGAUAGUGCAGAAGAAGAAGCUCCACCCAGAUGAAAAGGGAGAGCCUGUCACUGCUGAAGAAGAAGAGGAAUAUGGGAGCCCUCCUAAAGCUGAAACCACACAUGAUGCAAAGGUGUUGAUAUCAGGAGCUCUGACACAGGAGGAGAAGGCUUACCCCCCAGAGGCCAUCAAGGUGUAUCAUGAAAAGCCAAUUCCAGUGCAUGAGAAACGACCCAAUGUCAACCAACAAAAGCAUAUUCAACAGCCAAGGAAGCAGUAGACUCAACAUACUGUAUAACUGACAUAUGAAAGCAGCAUGCUCACUAGGUUUCUAUACUUUUGCACAAUACCUUAUCCUAAUUCACGUUCUCUUGCCCCAUGCUGAAUAUGUAUGUGGCUGAAGGUGCCUUUCCUCACUCUCGUAUCCUUAAAAUAGCAAUAAAGGUGUAAGUGUGAAAAGUUUGAGAUUGUCUUAAAUAAACAUGUUCAGAACUUCUGAUUUUUUGAGUUUAGAAAUCUAGUGAGCAUUAGUGGAUUGGUUUCAUAGAUUUUACAUGAUUGAAAUAUCUGAACGUUAGCUGCAAUGGAUGUAUGUAU
Molecule: messenger RNA, 723 nt
Organism: Owenia fusiformis
Lineage: Eukaryota; Metazoa; Annelida; Polychaeta; Sabellida; Oweniidae
Source: the annotation of a GenBank genome assembly